Messenger RNA from Calliphora vicina (urban bluebottle blowfly), 3506 nucleotides. It is a transcript of the gene hig, whose product is annotated as hikaru genki. The transcript is spliced from 9 exons. Bases 51 to 2960 code for a protein of 969 amino acids. The record is from RefSeq and is a predicted model, not a curated record. Lineage: Eukaryota; Metazoa; Arthropoda; Insecta; Diptera; Calliphoridae.
UUCAGUGAACUAUAAAAUUUUGGUAAAGAAAUUAACAAGUUAAUAAAAAAAUGUUACUUCUACAAGUUCCAUAUAAUCAUCUACAACAUAUGCGUCACAAGCCAAUGUGGACGUUUCUGUUUCUUUUAAUAAUUGUUGUUGUUUUUCUGGACAAAACAUCUGCAAAUGUUGAAACUGAACCACCCCAAACUACUACUCCAGAACCAGAUGCCUCUCCGGGAUGCAAAGCACCGGAUAUCCGAUUUACCGUUAUUAAGCCCGAGACAACCACCCAACAGCCUUAUGCUAAAUUCGAAACGACGGAAAUUUAUCCACCGGACGAUUUGACAACGGGUGAUGUUGAAUAUGUUGAAAGGAUCAAUAUUGAUCUGACAGGACGUCAUAACGGCAAUCAAAUGGGUGGCAUUGUGAAUCCCUAUCAGGUCAAUAUCAAUGAUCAUCGAGCGGCUACAGGAUAUCAUGCUAAUGAUAUGGCUGCAGAUGAUGAACAAGAUGACGAAGAUGAAGAUGAUGGCGAUGAUGAAGAUGAUAAUGAAGAAUUCACAGAUGCAGAUGGAGUACCAAAGAAAAAAAAUGGCCAAAAUCGUAAGAUGAACGACAAGAAUAGACGCACUGGUUCAGGAAGGCGAAGGCGCAUCGAAAAUGAAAAUGGCCAAACACGUGGCAGAGGUAGUCGCUAUAAACGACAAGUAAUACAUCACGACCCUGAUGCAUCACCGGACACCGACAAAUGGAGUGGUAGUAAAUUAGCCGCCGAAGGUGAUGUUUAUUACAUACACAUUGACGACAUACUAAAAUCCCAAUCCCCCAACGAACACCUUAAGCUCAAAUUGUAUAGAAUGAAGCAGAAAGUCAGAAAACCCAAGAAGUCGAACUGCACUGAACAUCACUGUUCGAAACGUGAUCAAUCAAUGGCGAAAAAGCGUACAGGACUCGAAGAAAAACCAAAACUCAAACAAUUUGUAAAAAAUCAUCAUAGACGUCGCGGCGAUAGUCACGAACACGAACAUGACGUCAAAAAUGCUGAAUAUAAAAUCCAAACAGUUGUACCAAAUAUAAAUCCACGUAGACGACGUGAUCUCCAAGAUGAACCUUAUGAGCAGCAUAAUUACGAAAAGGAUGGUAAUAAUUUAUCUGGGAAAAUGAUUGGAAAGUAUGAGCACAAAGGCAAUGAAACCGUACCACCAUUGGAACAAACUACAGAGGUUGAGGAUGAUGCCCAAAUGUACUCAAAUAUGAGUCACAAUGAUGCUUUACAGCGCGUUAAGCGUAAAUCAGGCAAAACCACCGGCGCUCUUAGUCGUCCCAAGGGUGGUGGCGAUUCCAGUUCAAAAUCAACAAGUCGCAAAGAUAAAGGUAUUUUUGAUGAAGAGGGUACACAUUAUCCUGUACACACUGAUGAAGGGGAAUCUGACGAAGAGGAUGAAGAAGAAGAUGAAAUCGAUAUACAACAACAAUUUACAGAAGUUUCAGAAAUACGUUUCCCCGGCGAAAUAGGGCCAUUAGGUGACAGGCGUUUAUGUAAAAUCCGAUGCAUUAAAGGCAAAUGGGUGGGUCCACUCUGUGCCACAAAUGAGGAGGAUGAAAAUGGGAAUGUGAAAUUUCAGCCGUUAUACAAAUCAUGCCACGUUCAAAGAAUACCGCCGUAUUUAUUGUUGAGUUAUCGUAAUAUUUCAGUGAACCCCAUCACCCGUGCUCGUCGUUAUCGUACGGUUAAAUCGAAUUUAAUUUCAAAUACACAAAUUAAUGUGGGCUGGGAUCUGCCGCAUGGCCAUUCGCUACAGGCCAGGUGUAAAGAUCUGGGUAUGUACAAGCUGUUGGGAGAAUCAAGAGUAUUGUGUUCGAAUGGAUUGUGGGCACCACGUAUGCCGUCGUGUGUACCGACAACUUUGUUGACGAAUUUUUCGGAUGACAGCGCCCCAUCCAUUAAAUAUAGAAUACUUAAUGGUUCGGGAUCUUUUGAACCAUCAGGAAUACUGGCUGUUUUGCCAAAUAGCACCAUAUUGCUCGACUGCAUUUAUCCUCGAGCAAGAGGCAUUCCAGAUUGGAGUUGGACCAGUUGGUACAUGCAGUACGAAACAGGAUGGUCUAAUGAGGAUAAAAAUUUUCGCUACCGCCUGACAAUUAAAUACAUGGGAAAUGGAGACUCGGGAACAUUUACUUGCACUUCACCGCGCGGACUAACAAAUAGUGUUGCUAUAAUAAUGGCCACUUCCACUUGCCCGCAGCUUCCAGAACCGGCGCUACCGCUCAGCUUACGAUUGGAAGGCGAUAAGCUUGGUCAGCGGGCAAUGUAUCGUUGCCCUCCAGGCUUUCGAGUCGAUGGAAUUGCCAAUGCAACUUGUUUAGCUUCCGGUAAUUGGUCAUCGCCGCCACCAACUUGUCAAGCUGUACAAUGUCCACGUUUGAUUUUAGAUGAUCCUCACUUAAGUUUAGUCGAAUUGAAUACAUCUGCUUGGGGGCGGGCGGUGUUCAAAUGCCAGUGGGGCUUCAAAUUGACCGGUCCACCGGGUUUGGAAUGUGAUCCGACGGGCGUGUGGAGUGGCCCAGUCCCAAGAUGUAGAGCAAUUCAAUGUCCAACACCCAUUCCUCCAUUAAAUGGUCGCAUAGGUGGUACAAAUAUAAAUCAACGACGUCUUACAGUAGGCGCUUUAAUCACUUUCAGCUGCAACGAGGGUCACACGCUAGUCGGUGAGCCUAGUAUCAUUUGCACAGAAAGUGGUUUGUGGUCGCAUCCUCCACCAUUCUGUAAAUCCCAAUGCCCAUAUCCUGGUGAUCCACCUAAUGGCUUAUUAGCGCCGUUGAAAUUUAACUAUGACUCUGGUGAUUACAUCAGUGUCCAGUGUAGGCCAGGGUACGUGCAGUAUAGCGAAAAUGGACCACCAGAGCGUCCAAAAUGUCAACCGGAUGGUAAUUGGUCUGGUCCAGUACCCAAGUGUCGUAGUUAUGAAGAAGUGUAGCUGAUAAAAAUUACCGAACUAAUGGAAUCUUCAGAAUUAAUCGAUCAUCGUCUUUUAAACCAACCUUCCAAGAAAUAGUUGCUUAAACAUGUAUUACGACUAUAUCCAUCUCGAUCGAUAAGAUGCCGAAUUAGUUUAUGCUAGUUUUAUUACUACAAUUGUAUAAAUUCCAAAAGCAAAAGUUGUUAAAUUAUAUUUACCGAAAGAAAAUUAAGAAAUACAUAUUUACAUACAUACUAUACAUAUUUACAUAUAUAAUAUGUAUAAGAAUAUUAAAUGUUAAAUCAAUCUAAUUUAAAAACAAAAACUUUAAAUCAAAACAAAACAAAACGAAAAACAUAAGUAUAGCUGUUUGUCUUUGAAGCACAAGAUAAUUAAAAUAAGUAAUAACAUGCUACACCUCUUUCUCCUCCUACUCCUCCUCCUACUGCACCGCCUUUUUUAAAACAAAAUCAAUAAUAUUAUACGUACAUACAUAUGUAUAUUUCGAAGUCCCGAUGUUGAACUUUUUUCACAAAAAAUUCGACAAAAUGUUUCUGUUGGGGC